Molecule: messenger RNA, 1780 nt
Organism: Schizosaccharomyces cryophilus OY26
Lineage: Eukaryota; Fungi; Ascomycota; Schizosaccharomycetes; Schizosaccharomycetales; Schizosaccharomycetaceae
Product: IMP dehydrogenase Gua1
Exons: 2
Coding region: 98-1669 (523 amino acids)
Biological process (GO): GTP biosynthetic process
Cellular component (GO): cytoplasm
Molecular function (GO): IMP dehydrogenase activity
Source: RefSeq, a predicted model, not a curated record
GAGCUCGCAACACAUCGUUAAUAUUCGUAUAUAAAGGCUCAACCCGCAAAAUUUUUAAUUGGUAACAAUACCCGGGACAACUUUGGAAGCAAUCGAAAUGUCUGCUGCUAAGCCUUACACCGAAGCUUUAGAUCUUCUUAAGAAGUAUGAAAAGAAAGAUGGUUUAAGUAUUGACGAUUUAAUUCGUCACAACUUCCAAGGUGGUCUUACUUUCAACGACUUCUUGAUUUUGCCUGGUUUUAUUGAUUUCGUCCCCAACAGUGUUUCUUUGGAAACAAAGAUUUCUCGCAAUAUCACUUUAAAGACUCCGUUCGUCAGUUCCCCUAUGGACACUGUCACUGAAGACCAAAUGGCUAUUUACAUGGCACUUUUGGGUGGUAUUGGUGUUAUCCACCAUAACUGCCCUGCUGAAGAGCAGGCUGAUAUGGUUCGCAAGGUGAAGAAAUACGAAAACGGUUUUAUUACUGAUCCCGUUGUCUUCUCCCCCGAGCACACUGUUGGUGAUGUUUUGAAGAUCAAGGAAACCAAAGGCUUUAGCGGUAUUCCCGUUACUGAUACUGGUAAGCUUCGUGGCAAAUUGAUUGGUAUCGUUACUUCUCGUGAUGUCCAAUUCCACAACGACGUUAAAUCCAAGGUAACUGAGGUCAUGACUAAGGAAAACUUGAUUACUACCCGUGAAGGCAUUAGCUUGGAGCGUGCCAACGAGAUCUUGCGUCGAUCCAAGAAAGGCAAGCUUCCUGUAGUUGAUGGUGACUUAAGAUUGGUUGCUUUGCUUUCUUUGACUGACUUGAUGAAGAACUUGCAUUUCCCCAAUGCUAGCAAGUCCCCUGAAACUAAGCAACUCAUGGUUGCUGCCGCUAUUGGUACUCGUGACGAUGACCGCUACCGUUUGAAACUUUUGGCCGAAGCUGGUGUUGAUCUUGUUGUAAUCGACUCUUCUCAAGGUAACUCUUGCUUCCAAAUUGAAAUGAUCAAGUUCAUCAAGUCCAACUUCCCUAAGCUGGAUGUUAUUGCUGGUAACGUUGUUACACGUGAACAAGCAGCUAACUUGAUUUCUGCUGGUGCUGAUGGCUUACGUAUUGGUAUGGGUAGUGGCGCUGCCUGUAUUACUCAAGAAGUUAUGGCAUGUGGUCGUCCUCAGGCUACUGCUAUUGCACAAGUUUCCGAGUUUGCCUCCCAAUUCGGCGUCAGUGUAAUUGCUGAUGGUGGUAUUCAAAACAUUGGUCACAUGGUUAAGAGUCUUACCCUUGGCGCCACCGGUGUCAUGAUGGGUAGUUUACUUGCUGGUACUACUGAGUCUCCUGGUGAGUAUUAUGUCCGUGAUGGACAACGUUAUAAAUCCUACCGUGGUAUGGGUUCUAUUGCUGCUAUGGAGGGUACCGGUGCAAAUAAGAAUGCUUCCACUGGUCGUUACUUCUCUGAAAAUGAUGUUGUGCGUGUUGCUCAAGGUGUGUCUGGCCUUGUUGUUGAUAAGGGUUCUCUUCUCCGUUUCUUGCCUUACCUUUAUACUGGUUUGCAACACGCUUGUCAAGACAUUGGUGUUUGCUCCCUUGAGAAACUUCAUGAGUCUGUUAAUGCUCAUGAUGUCCGUUUCGAAUUACGUUCUAGCGCAGCCAUUCGUGAGGGUGAUAUUCAAGGUUUUGCUACUUAUGAAAAGCGUUUGUAUUAAAUGGGUAUAUAAUUUUUUUCUUUCGGUUUGUUUUAGUGAUCUUUUGUGUUCGUUAAAUUGAAUGCGUGUGUUUUGGGAAUAUUUGUGAAUAAUAGAAAUGUAUUUAAUAUG